Messenger RNA from Cariama cristata (Red-legged seriema), 1284 nucleotides. Its product is annotated as zinc-binding protein A33-like. The coding region runs from base 1 to 1284 and encodes 427 amino acids. Gene Ontology annotation, molecular function: metal ion binding; protein binding. NCBI's taxonomy places the organism in Eukaryota, Metazoa, Chordata, Aves, Cariamiformes, Cariamidae. The transcript has 6 exons. The record is from RefSeq and is a predicted model, not a curated record.
AUGGCGGACAGGAGCCAGGACCGGAGCCUGCGGGAGGAGCUGACGUGUGCCAUCUGCUGCGAGCUCUUCAGUGAGCCCGUCAUGCUGGACUGCAUGCACCACUUCUGCAAGGCCUGCAUCCAGGGCUACUGGGAGAGCUGUGCCCGCGUCCCAUCCUGCCCCCAGUGCCGCCGCGAGUUCCCCAGCCCAGCUUUCCGCACCCACUACCUGCUGUCCGGGCUGGUGGAGAAGGUGCGGCGCUGCGGCUCCGAGGAGCACCGGCACAAGAUGCAGAAGCACCUGGAAGAUGCUUUGCAAGCUCGUCAGAAGGAGAUGGAGAACUUCUUGCGGAAGAAGCGUGCGAUGCAGGAAGAUAUCUGUGGCCUGACGAAGGUGUCUGGGGAGCUGAACUUCAAGAUCCGGGCAGAGUUUGCCCGCCUUCAUCAGAUCCUGGAGGAAAAGGAGAGCGCUGUGCUGGCAGAACUGGGUGAAAAGGAGGAGCAGUUGCUGGCACGGCUGCACAGGAACGUCCACCAGCUGGAGGAGGGGAUGUCGGUGCUGCAGAGGGACAUAGAACACAUAGAGCAGACCCUGAGCAAGGUGGAAGAAGUGUCAUUGCUGGAGGUGGAGAGCCUGGAUAUCAGGCCCUCGGUGCACGUUGAGACCCAGCCUGCCUUCGACCUGGAGCACUACAGGGACAGCUGCAGCGGCCCCUUGCAGUACAUCUUCUGGAGACAGAUGCUGCGGUCCAUCUGCCCUGCUCCUGCCCCGCUCACCUUUGACCCUGAGUCAGCCCACCCCAACCUGGUCUUCUCCAGAGACUUGACAGCAGUGACAGAGAGGAAUCGAGCCCAGCCCGUGCCCAGCAGCCCCCGGCGCUUCCGUCAGUGCGUCAAUGUCCUGGGCUCACAGACCUUCAACAGCGGCCGGCACUACUGGGAGGUCUGGGUGGGCAGCAAAACCAAGUGGGACCUGGGGGUGGCUGCCGAGGCUGUGGACCGGGCGGCGAAGGUCAAGUUGUGCCCGGAGAACGGCUACUGGACACUUCGCCUGCGGAACAGGACGGAGUACUGGGCCACCGCCACCCCAUGGGUGCGCCUGACUCCCCGCCGCCCCCCCCGGAAAGUGGGGGUCUUCCUGGACUGCCAGGAGGGCACUGUCACUUUCUUCGAUGCUGGCGACAUGUCCCACCUCUUCACCUUCCACCAGGUCUCCGCGGAGAGAUACUGCCCCUUCUUCAGCACCUGCUUCAGCGAUGGGAGGGACAACAUGGAGCCCAUGCGCCUCUGCCACCUGGCUCUGUGA